GUAUUCAUUUAGUCGAUAAUGUUUGAUAGUUGGUAGUAUGUGAUGACAGCUGUCAAAUUAUGUGUUGUCCCAUGGAAACGAUGAAACAUGAAAGAAAUAUAAACAAAAAUUCGCUUUGAUUGUUGUUAUCGUUUGAAAUUUCAUUUUCUUUCCUCUUUAUAUUUUAUAGACGUACACACAAGACAAAAACGCCUUAGAAAUCAUCAAGAUCGGUAACAAUGGAUGAAUUGGAUUACAAGUCAUUGAUAUUGUAUUAUGGACGAGAGAAGUACUUUCAUUCGAUGCAGAGCAAAUCAAUCGAAGCAUUGACCAAAUUUCCAGCAAAUGCAUGCUUUCGAUUGUACAAUGGCUUUGCGCUGUCUCUGGGCAAUCGUACACAAGAAGGUAUUCGCGAGCUAAAUCCGAUGCAAUCGGACAAAGAGUACGGAAUGGCAGCAAUCAUUGGCUUGAUAUAUGCACACAAACGGUGCACCGUUGUAGACAAAGAGGCACUUUCAACACUUGACCAACAUUUGAAAGCGGAGCGAAAGCAUUUAACCAGUCAAUCGGCAUACUAUGCCGGUGUGUUUCUAUUUCUGAGCGGCAAGUUGGAGAAGGCCAAAGAAUACGCAGAAAAAUCAUUGAAAUUGCUGCAUACUUCAAUUGAUGCGCUCAUCCUUAAGGGAUGGUGUGAAUUGUACCUCCGAACGAAGAAUGCUACUCAAGUUUUGGAUGCAACUGAAAUCGCAUUAGAAUAUGGAAAAAACUUUGAUGCAUACACGCUUCAAGUGCGCUACCAUCAGCAAAAUGGUGAUUUCGAAACGGCCAUCAAUAUCUUGAAUCAUUUAUCAAUACGAUAUCCCGACACAAAUAUUCCGCUCGUUGAGAAAAUGAAAAUUCAACUGGCCAGUUGGAAUUGGGAGAACGCAAAAGAAACUGCGUCUCGCAUAUUAAACCUCGAACCGAACAAUAUUGAAGCGUUGUGCAUCCGAGCGCUAGGUUUAAUAUGCCACGAGGGAAAAGUUGAGAAUGGUUUGAUUUACUUGAAGCAACUAUAUUCGGCACUGGCAAAGAAUGAACCGUCAAAUGCCGAUUUACAUUUAUAUUUUGCUCAAUUAUUCUCUCGCAACUGCAAUCGAAACGAAGAUGUACUGAAUUGCACGAUGCUAUUCGCUGAAAAGGCCUAUCAAUUGUCACCAUUUAAGGCUGAGUAUUUAACCGAGCUCGGUUUCCAAUCGAUAUUUCAAGGCCGAUACAAAGAUGCUGUUAAGCAUUUUCGUGCUGCCACAAAAGUUGAUGACAGUUCGUUGCAAGCAUUGUGUGGUCUAACUCAAUGUCAGAUGGCCGAGUCGGGCGUCAGCGAACAAGUAAAACAACAAAUCGAGUUUUUGAGCGAGAUUCAAGGUACAACCAAAAAUCCAUUCCUACUGCAUAUGUCAGCGAAAACCAUCGAAAAUAAUCCAGACAAAGCGAUUUCGAUUCUAUCUGAGGCAUGCGAAGUGCAUUUCAAAAAUUUGAAAACCGUCCCAUACGGAGCGGAAUAUUUGCGACGAUUUGAUUCCGAUUUUCUAUUGGAUGUCACAACUGACUUGCUAAAAUAUUCACCGAUCCAAUCGACUAUUAAUAUUGAUGAAAUUGAACUUUCAAAGAAAACGUUACAUAUUUCACUCAAGCAGAGUUUGAAUAUACUUGAAGCAGUAGUUAAAGCCUAUCCCGGCUCGGUUAUUGCUCUCUAUCAAUUGGCCAAAGCGGAAUUUCUUUGUGGUGAAUCGGCUGCUGCUACAGUAACGCUACAACGCCUGCUGAACGACAUUGAUCCAUCAUACAGUGAUGCACAUUUGCUCCUGGCCCAAAUUCACAUUCAACAAAAACACUAUCAACGUGCAAACCAGAAUCUGGAGAUUUGCUUGAGUCACAAUUUUGAUGUUCGAGACAAUCCUAUGUAUCACCUUGUAAACGGGGUCAUUAAGAAAAGUCAACUACUGUUGGAAGAUGCUCAAAAAUGUUUUCAAACCGCUUUAAACAUCUGCAGCAUGCCGAGUUCAAAUGCAUCGAUGAAUGCAAACAAAACAAAUGACAAACACACACUUGCGCUGCCCGAUCGGGUGACGCUCUACUUGCAAAUGAUUGACGGGUAUUUAUUGAUGAACCAGCAAGCCGAAGCCGUCAAACUAAUGGAUCGAUCGUUUGAAGAGUUCAGUAACACUCCGGAAGAAGGCCGAAUCAUCAUUGCCAGUGCGGAUAUUGCAUUGCAACAGGGGAAAAUUGAUAAAGUAUUGAAUUACUUGCAAAAUAUUCAACCAGGGCAACCUUACUACCUACAGGCGAAAAAUAAAUUAGCCUAUGUUUAUCUAAACCAUAAAAAAGAUCGGAUCCUCUUUGCUCAAUGCUUCAAAGAACUGGUCGACAAUAUGCCGGGUCCAGAGAGUUACUUGAUGUUAGGUGAUGCCUACAUGCAUAUACAAGAACCAGAAGAAGCAAUCAACGCCUUUAAAAUGGCACUUCGGCAAAAUCCCAGCGAUCCACUUUUGGCAAGCAAAUUGGGCCGAGCAUAUGUAAAAACUCAUCAGUACAACAAAGCCAUCAAUUACUACAGAGAAGCCACUAUAAACGACAAAAACUUGUCAAUGAAACUAGAUUUGGCCGAAUUAUUUUUGAAGUUAAAACAAUUUUCGAGUGCCGAACAAACGUUGAUUGAAGACAUCGAAUCGAGUCAUAGUACAAGCGAUGAUACAACACUGCUUCAAACAAGAACCAAACAGCUCCUGUUGUUGGCACGAAUCCGCGAGAAAUCCGGCCAUUUAAAUUCGUCAUUGGCAACGCUCAAAGAGGCUCGCGACAAUCAAUAUCGCUUGCAAAAUCGUAUUGUUGUUGAGCAAUCGUCCGGUGUCUAUGAACAAAAUGCAAUACUUUCAAAAAUUUGUGUGCUAAUGGCGGAGCAGUCAAUUGCAUUACGAGAUAAUCAUCAGGCAAUUAAUCACUAUAAGGAAGCGUUAAAAUAUUCACCGGAUGACAUAAAAACAGUUAUUGCCCUAGCACGGCUUCAUUUGCAAGUGAAUAAUGCGAUGGAAUGUCAAAGCAUGUGCACUAAAGUGUUGAAAAUCGAUCCGAAUAAUGAAGCAGCGUCUGUGAUGAUGGCGGAUCUAUCUUUUCGUGGAAUGAAUUUCGAAAGUGCUGCAUACCAUUUUUCGCAAUUAUUAAUCGGGCAACCGACUUAUUGGACUGCAUUGGCUCGCUUAGUUGAAGUAUUGAGAAGAUCGGCUGCAUUGCCUGACGCUCUUCCAUUUUUGGAUCGAGCCGAGCAAAAUUGCCCGCAACCAACUCAAGAGGCUGGUCUGAACUUUUGCAGAGGUCUAUAUGAAUGGUACGGUGGAAAUCCAAACAAUGCACUUCGUUAUUUCAACAACGCUCGUCGCAGUUCGGAAUGGGGUCAUCAGGCCAUUUGCAAUAUGAUUGAAAUAUGCUUGAAUCCAGACAAUGACCUACCGAAUGAAAUCGUUCAAGACUCAAUUAACGAUGAUUCGGAGGUUCGAGAAUCAAAGUUGAUGGCACUUCGAACAGCUGAACGUUUGUUGAAAGAGCUCAAAUUAAGCACCAGUGGGCUAGAAAACGACUCGCUCUCUUUUCGUCUAUUGACCAAUUUCCAUUUGGUAGCAACGCGCCAGAAACUAUCCAUUGAAACGGCCUUGACUGACUUCACGGAAAUUGCAAUGCAGGAAGAGUAUCGAGAUCAUGUGGGACCGAUAUUAGGUUUAGCCACCGCACACAUAUUAUUGAAACAAACUCAAAAAGCAAAAAAUCAAUUGAAACGCGUCGCUAAAAACCAAUGGAACUUUGAGGACGCCGAAUAUUUGGAAAAAUGUUGGUUGAUGUUGGCUCAUAUCUAUAUUCAAGCGGGUAAACAUGAUAUGGCCCAAGAUUUGCUAGAGAGAGUUACCUCGCACAAUAAAUCAUGUGCAAAAGCCUAUGAACUAUCGGCUCAAUUAUCUGAAAAAGAUCAGAUCUACCGCAUUGCAGCAAUGCACUACGACUUGGCCUGGCGCUAUGGUGGAAAAUCAAAACCAACAAUUGGGUAUAAAUUGGCAUUUAAUUAUAUGAAGAACAAGCGAUUUGCAGAUGCAAUCGAUGUGUGCCAGCAAGUAUUGAAGCUACACCCAGAUUACACGGCCAUGAAAAGGGACAUUUUAGAUAAAUGUCGAAAUAAUCUGAGAAUGUAAACGGCUAAUGGUCGGUGCAAAAUAUUGCACUUUGAUGUACGUAUCCGUGCGUACUAGACAGGUGGUUACUUACGAUUGCCACGGAAGAGUAAAAUCAAAAUAGUCUUUUGAUAAUUUAAAUGUUGCUUACAUAGAAGCAGUCAAACAAAUAAAAGUGCCCAAUUUUGAAACAAAACCUGAUAGAAUUCGAUCGAAGUCAAUUUAUUUUUUAUGCACAUAAAACAGACCGAUAUUUUAUUUGAUCUCAUUUCCGAGUUAAAUUUCGUUUGACAAAAGGAGACAACAUCAAUGGAUUAAAAUAUAGAACAGUUUCUUGUUAUUUUAUAAUCAAUACAUCAAAAUUAUGACACAUAAAUUAUUUUGUAAAGAUUUCUUAAAAUGGCAGCGAAAACAAUUUUACACUUGCAAAAGGAUGUAUGAAUUAUUAUUGCAAAUGUAACAAGUGAAUGUAUUUCUAAUCGAAUAAAGUGUAUGAUUAUAAUAAGAAGAA
Messenger RNA from Sitodiplosis mosellana (orange wheat blossom midge), 4686 nucleotides. Its product is annotated as tetratricopeptide repeat protein 21B-like. NCBI's taxonomy places the organism in Eukaryota, Metazoa, Arthropoda, Insecta, Diptera, Cecidomyiidae. Gene Ontology annotation, molecular function: protein binding. The transcript is spliced from 10 exons. The record is from RefSeq and is a predicted model, not a curated record. Gene Ontology annotation, cellular component: intraciliary transport particle A. Bases 219 to 4196 code for a protein of 1325 amino acids. Gene Ontology annotation, biological process: protein localization to cilium; intraciliary retrograde transport.